Molecule: messenger RNA, 1186 nt
Organism: Leptopilina boulardi
Lineage: Eukaryota; Metazoa; Arthropoda; Insecta; Hymenoptera; Figitidae
Exons: 4
Coding region: 123-893 (256 amino acids)
Source: RefSeq, a predicted model, not a curated record
AAAAAAACUGACACGUGUAAGAUAAAGUGAUAUCAACAUAACUUAAAAUUUAAUAAUUUUCAAAAUCAAAAAAAUUGAAAAGUGUAAAAAUCUUAUCAAAAUAGAAUAACAACAAAAAUAAAAUGUUAAUUUAUGAGAAAAAAUUAUUAAACAAUACAAGCAAAAUUUUAUCCAAAGUAGAAAUCAUCUAUAAAAGCAUCUUGUGUUUCGUAGCAAAUUGUUUAAGUUCAAUGACAAUAGAUAUUGGUUCUAAGUCAGCAUUAGUAAAUUCUGUAAACAAGUCCACGACGUUCAACACUUUUUUCCGUCGAAGUUAUAAUUUAAAAAUCAAAAUACUGGUAACGGACAUAAUUUCUGGUUUAAUUGCAAGUGCAGUGUUAACAAUGGGAAAUAAAUAUAAUUAUCCUUACCUUUAUAUUCCUUGGCUUUUGAACACUCUCAAAGGGAUUGCACUAUUUCAAGGUCCUACUCUCCUCAGAACAGCUUACAAAUUGAUUUCCAACGCAGAAGUUCCAGCAGGAUCAUUCCUCUUUAUAACGUUACUUUUAUUCAUAGAGGAAAUUUUUCUAUGGAACGAUGUUUUUUGGAAUUUUAAACGUUGUUGGAAUAAUUAUAUUCAUUGUAAAAGAAAUACAAUAUCUGAGAAAAACAUUAACGAGAAAAAAGAAAAACGACUUCCUACAGUAGAUGCAUUAAAUGAUGAAAUAAACUUCAAAUUUGGCAAAGUUGAUGAUUGUCAAAUGCCCUUUGAAAAUGCUGAUGAAUUGUCGAAAAUUUUAUGCUCCAACACUGGAACAAAUUCUUCUGAUUAUUCAUUAAACGUAAAAUAUUGUUCAAGCAUGAACGAAAAUAAUCACCUAGUUCGAAGUAAAUUCACAGAUAUAACGGGUUAAUUAAUCGCUAAAUAUUAAUAUCAGCUCUGAAUUGCGCCAAAGUUUUCAACAUAACCUUAUUCCACAAUUACCGAUUCUACCAGACUACAAUUUCUUAGUUAUCCAUUUAAAUUUAUUUAACAUGCAAAAUAACCUUUGAAAAUUAAAGAUUGAUUUAUUUUGUGUUCAAGCACGAGAGCACAUGUCGAUCCAAAAAUGACCAAUUUGAUAGCAUGCAAACAUUAACAAUGUAUAACAUACUGUAUUAAAGUCAAGUAUUAUAUCUUACAAAUAAAUUGAAGUCAUUACCUUUA